GGGUCAACCUCUCUUGUUCCUGAACACUACGGAGCAUCUGUGUCUUCCAGAUCCACACCGUCCGUUAUCAUCGUCGAGUCUGCUGGAACAUGGUGACACACUGAACUCAGCUGUUCCAAGUGCGAAUGUUUGGAACAAGGUCUCGAUCAUCCAAAAGCACCAUUACGAAUCUUUUCUCGAAAUGCAGGGAAGGAACAUUCGUUCGCGACAAAAGCGGACGACGGACACCCUCGGUGUCAAUACACCAAUAUAUAUGUGGAAGCCGACCCCUAUCACGCCAGACUCCAGUGACCUCGGCAUUGGUGUCUGUAACAUCUUGGGUUGGUGUCUCUUGCCGCUCGUUCCCGUUUUCGAAAUCGAUGUCCGAAGACAAUGAGCUGGGUGCUUCGCAAUCGGGACACGCUGUGUCAAAAGUCCCUUUGGAUGUCUGGCACCUGGUUACCGCUUGGCUUGAGCCUUUGGGCCUCCUUAAGCUAUCAAUGACAUCGAAAUGGCUGUAUGACAUACUCAUGAACGAUCGCUAUAUAUGGAACCGUGAAGCGCGCCGGCUUAUGACACAGGAAUCCGUAUUGACCGCACCCAUUCCUCUUGACGAAAUGUCAAUGAAAGAUCUCCGAAAUUUCUCACUCCAUCCAUAUCGCUUUCGUGCUAACUUGUUGCGCGGAACGAUCGAAAUCUCUCGCGAACGCGAAUUCGAAUUGGGUGGCCCUUCCUUACGGAACUCCAGGUGUCUUCCUGGUGGACGGUAUGUCGUUGGUCUAGGGAAGGCUGAAGGCAGCGCGUGCGAGCUGCUUUGCUGGGACCUGAAGGACACUAGAACCGAGAGGGUCUUGAAUCCCGUGGCACGUUUCAUGUUGCCUUCAUCAAAUCUCAAUGGGUGCUAUUUUCAAUUCGGCGUGGAACACGGUCAUAGGAGCUACAUAACAUUCUCCGUCCUUUGCAGUGUUGGCCGACUUCACACAUCUUGGACUCACGAUGUAGUUCGCCUGGAAUGUGUUCAGAAUUCUGAUGGUCCUGUUAUGAGAUUUGUCAAAGUUGGGGCUUGACCACCUCGCAGAUAUUUGGUGAUAAGGAUCAAAGGACCAGAUAUGCAGGUCUAGGGUAUUUUGACGGAACAUAUGUCGUAAUCCCAUAUUGGCCUCGUUUCGUUGUCUGGGACUGGGCGAAUGAUGCUUGGUUCUCACUCGAUCUGGAUGCGGAUGAACAUUUCCUAUGGAU
This is a messenger RNA of Cantharellus anzutake, 1218 nucleotides long. RefSeq lists its product as uncharacterized. The coding region runs from base 126 to 1046 and encodes 306 amino acids. Gene Ontology annotation, molecular function: protein binding. Lineage: Eukaryota; Fungi; Basidiomycota; Agaricomycetes; Cantharellales; Hydnaceae. The record is from RefSeq and is a predicted model, not a curated record. The transcript is spliced from 4 exons.